AUGGCCCCGGGCAGCCAGAACUCGCGAUCGAAAGAUAAAUCCGAUAAAGCCGAUAAAUCUGACAAAGCCGAUAAGCCCGUAUUAAAUGCUAUUAAAGACCUCAAGGCAUCAGCAGCAGCUGUACUUCAGCAUCUUGAACACUUCGACACGGUUGAGAACUUGCAGAGGCAGGUCAAAGAACUCAAUCAGCAAUUAAAGGAAGCCAAUGCAAAGGUCGAAAAGGCUCAGGAAGAGCAAAAGCAAAAUGAUAUAACGAAGGAAGAAUUGACAAAGUCGUUCGAGCAGCGCAUUCUGAAAUGGAAGGAGAGAGAGCAUAAAUUGGAAGCUCAACUAGAUGAAGAACGCACUAGGGCUGAGUUGAGUUCGCAGAAGAAAGAUCGGGAAUGUAAGGAACAGUUGGCAAAGUACGAGAAAAAGUUACGCAAGUUAGAAGAGGAUCUUGAGUGCGAGAGGGAUAAGAAUACCGACCUAAAUUCCCGUUUCCGGCGGACCGAGAAGACACUAAAUGGCCUUCGUGGAGAUUUCCACAUCGUACAUUUGGAACAAGACUUUUUCUCCAAAAGUUUCAAAAAUCUCGAAGACAAGCUCUUUGACCUGACUGAACGGUUCUUCAAGGGCCCUUUGCAACCCUUCGAUCAGGGACAACACCAUUUUCCUCGGACUUCGCAACCGAUGCUGUUCUCUUACGCCGAGUAUCAUCCUGUUCCAUGUGCGCGUAUUGCCCAGUCACUCAUUGCGGAUCGACUAGCUAGGGAUGUCUUCAAGCCCAUGUGUAUUGCAUCACCGAAGGGGCUCAAGAGCAUGGGCGAUGAAAUCCAGAGAUCCGCGAACGAACCUCGCCAGAAGGCAAUACUUCGCUCACUUCUCUUCAAAACCUUCCGCGAAGAAGAGGAAGAACAACAAAGGGACAUUAUAAAAUCAGUUACGUCAGAGCUCCUCCACGAGCUAGAAGCGAUGUUGAGCUCCGAGGGUAAUAGUGUGUUCGAGGAAGAGUUGAUUACCUAUCUGGAAACAGCUGCCGACAUAUGGAACCAGAUGAAGAGGGGAUCAGAUUGGGUAUUGGCGUCUUCCAUUUGGCACAACAACUUCCCGGCUUGGAAUAAGACUAGGGGGCCAUCGAGUAGUACUGCGGUGGGACAACAACGACUACUACCAGGACCUCCAUGGAUUGUCAUAUUUCCACAAAUGUAUGUUGAUGGAAAUGAUUCCCUGUUCUAUCCGGGGUCCUUGUGGUCUUUCGAUCCGGCGCCGGCUGAAGAGAAGCGAAAUGCGCAAUCUCCCCGAGCUCGACGAGUAUCGGCGUCGCGGAGCUCCAAAAGCCCAACUGUAGCGGAAGCCAGCUCUGAUCCGGGGGUCACAGCGUAUCGAAGUCUUGCAUCGAGGGAUAAGGUCUCUGAAAUGAGUCGCAAAGUAUCUUCUGAUUCCGAGGGCCAGCGAAGAUGUAAAUCUACUUGCUGA
Messenger RNA from Aspergillus tubingensis, 1458 nucleotides. RefSeq names its product major facilitator superfamily protein. The coding region runs from base 1 to 1458 and encodes 485 amino acids. The record is from RefSeq and is a predicted model, not a curated record. The transcript is spliced from 3 exons. NCBI's taxonomy places the organism in Eukaryota, Fungi, Ascomycota, Eurotiomycetes, Eurotiales, Aspergillaceae.